ACCCCACUCAUCUCAAUUCCAAACUCAGGCCAAGCCAUUCUCUUUGGUUUCCUUUUCUCUUUUUUACCUAAAACAAAAUUCAAUCUCUAAAAUUUACAAUAGGUAUGGUAACUCUAAGGAUCACGUGCAUGGCACGUGUCCAGUGAGUUCAUAGUUCCUACAGCUCAGGUCCUUUCCUCUCUCUUAUUUUGCAUUUAACAUCUUUUCCCACCCUUUAUUAUUAUUAACACCAGCUUCUUCUUCUUCUUCUUCUUGUGUUCUUUCUCUCUCUGUACAGUGAAAGAAGAAGAAGAAGAAGAAGAAGAAGAAGAACCAGUACACAGCAAAACCAAAACCCAAUCCUUAAUAGCUCUCUCUUAUCUCAGAAAACCCCAGAAAGAAGACUUGGACUGUAUUCACAUUGCACCCAAAAAUCACAAUACCACAUGCCAUGGGAACCUGCACCUCCAAGCCACCUAAAGCCAACCCAUAUUCGGUCCGAGACCCAAACGACGCCUCCCAGACCCCUAAAUCCCUCCCGGCCACAACCCCACACCACAACCGGAGGGAUGACAACGACGACGUCUCCGGCGCCGGAAAAAUGUCUCCUUUCUUCCCAUUCUACAGCCCCAGUCCCGCCCACUACCUGAAGAAAUCUUCCCCGGCGCCUGCCGGCAGCAAAAGUGCUAGUUCUACCCCCAGGAGGUUUUUCCGGCGGCCGUUUCCUCCGCCGUCGCCGGCCAAGCACAUACGGGCGGUGCUGGCUCGGAGGCACGGGAAGAAGGCAUCGGCGACGGCGAUUCCUGAGGAGGAAGGGGACGAGGAUGAGAAUGGGGUUGAGCUGGAUAAGAGGUUUGGGUUCUCGAAGGAGUUCACGAACAGGUUGGAGGUGGGAGACGAAGUGGGUCGGGGGCAUUUUGGGUACACUUGUUCUGCUAGGUUCAAGAAAGGUGAGCGCAAGGGCCAGAACGUUGCUGUCAAAGUCAUCCCAAAGUCCAAGAUGACCACUGCCAUAGCAAUUGAGGAUGUGAGAAGGGAGGUUAAGAUACUGCAAGCUUUGACAGGACAUAGUAAUCUAGUGCAAUUCUACGAAGCAUUUGAAGACAGCGAUAAUGUCUACGUAGUAAUGGAGUUGUGUGAAGGAGGGGAACUUCUGGACAGAAUACUUUCAAGGGGUGGGAAAUACACAGAAGACGAUGCCAAGGCUGUCAUGGUACAGAUACUAAAUGUUGUUGCAUUUUGCCACCUUCAGGGUGUGGUGCAUCGUGAUCUUAAACCAGAGAACUUUCUGUAUACUUCUAAGGAUGAAAAUUCUGAGUUGAAAGCCAUCGACUUUGGUUUAUCAGAUUUUGUGAAACCAGAUGAAAAGCUAAAUGAUAUUGUUGGAAGUGCAUACUAUGUGGCCCCUGAAGUUUUACAUAGAGCUUAUAGUACAGAGGCUGAUGUGUGGAGUGUGGGUGUGAUAGCAUAUAUUCUGUUAUGUGGUAGUCGCCCUUUUUGGGCCCGGACCGAAUCUGGUAUUUUUCGAGCAGUUUUGAAAGCUGAUCCAAGUUUUGAUGAACAACCUUGGCCUUCUUUAACCAUAGAAGCAAGGGACUUUGUUAAGCGCCUAUUGAAUAAGGAUCCACGGAAAAGAAUGACAGCUGCUCAGGCUCUCAGUCAUCCUUGGAUCAGGAACUACAAUGAUGUGAACGUGCCGCUUGAUAUUCUAAUUUUCAAACUUAUGAAAACUUAUAUGCGGUCUUCAUCUUUGCGAAAGGCUGCUUUAAAGGCCUUGUCCAGGACACUUACUGUGGAUGAACUCUUUUAUCUAAAGGAGCAGUUCUCCCUCUUGGAGCCAAACAAAAAUGGCACCAUAUCCUUAGACAACAUUAGGAUGGCCCUGAUGAAAAAUGCAACUGAUGCAAUGAAGGAAUCCCGCAUCCCUGAUCUUAUUGCUUCGUUGAGUGCACUUCAAUACAGAAGAAUGGAUUUUGAAGAGUUUUGUGCAGCUGCAUUAAGUGUCCAUCAGCUGGAAGCACUUGACCGUUGGGAACAACAUGCUCGAUGUGCAUACGAACUUUUUGAGAAGGAUGGUAACAGGGCUAUAGUCAUUGAAGAGCUUGCUUCUGAACUUGGUCUUGGUCCUUCAAUCCCUCUUCAUGUGGUACUUCAUGACUGGAUAAGGCACACAGAUGGGAAGCUAAGCUUCCUUGGAUUUGUCAAAUUGUUGCAUGGUGUGUCCAGCAGGACCUUUGUGAAGGCACAAUGAAAAGAUAUAGUAACAAUGAGCUCAAAGAAGUGCUUGUUUUUCUAUCAUUUUAGGCAACUGUGAUAUGUGCUAGGUGUUUGGAUUGAAACACGGGUGCGUACCUAAACCUGUCGAUUCAUUUCCUGAGGUCUGGGAUGCCCAGCGGCGAAUUCUAUUGAAACCCACUUUGGCACAGACAAUGAGCCGUCAACUUCAUACAAAUUCUAAGAGACGGCUUUGACCAAUCCUCUGGAACUGCAGGUUUGGUCCUUUGUUUGAUUUCGUAAAGGCCAUGAAAGCUAUUUUGAUGUUUCCCAGUGUAAAGUUGUAGUCAGUUUUUGCUCAAAUGGGGCUAAUGUUUAUGAUAUAUCCUUCUCACACUAUAGUGAUGAUGCUUUGUAUACAUGUUUCAUUAAUGCUGUC
Messenger RNA from Humulus lupulus (European hop), 2632 nucleotides. Its product is annotated as CDPK-related kinase 5-like. Gene Ontology annotation, molecular function: calcium ion binding; calcium-dependent protein serine/threonine kinase activity; calcium/calmodulin-dependent protein kinase activity. The coding region runs from base 431 to 2230 and encodes 599 amino acids. Lineage: Eukaryota; Viridiplantae; Streptophyta; Magnoliopsida; Rosales; Cannabaceae. The record is from RefSeq and is a predicted model, not a curated record. Gene Ontology annotation, cellular component: cytoplasm; nucleus. The transcript has 11 exons. Gene Ontology annotation, biological process: peptidyl-serine phosphorylation; protein autophosphorylation; intracellular signal transduction.